AUGUCCAAGAAAAGCCAUUUCAGCACCUUGUAUCCGGGUUCGAAGCUUUGCAAAGGUGGUCCACGAAUCAUGACCGCAGGCGCAUUCCUUCAAUCAAAGAAAGAAGAUGCUGCCGCAGUGAAGAUUCAAGCCAGCUAUAGAAGUUUUAGAAGCCGCCAGAAGAUCAAGAGGCAGGUGAAAGAAAGCACGGCGGCAGUACCUGAAUCGCCAGGCAAAAGUUCAAUCCUGUCGAACACGCAGACGGUUUCGAGCAACGUUUCGUCAAAUGCCAACGAUACAGAAAUCGGCAACGAAACCAACAACACCAACGACAAUGAGUCGCCCAAAUCACAGCUCGACUGCGUAUACAAAAUAGUGGUAUUUACAGGCAACCGCUGGGCAGCUGACUGUGAUGCCGACUUAUAUGUAAUUCUCUAUGGAAUAAUCGGAUCAUCAGAGAAGCAGUGGCUGAAACAGGAUCCUAACGUUUCAAGAUUCAAGCAAAAUCAGGUAGUGUAA
This is a messenger RNA of Soboliphyme baturini, 498 nucleotides long. NCBI's taxonomy places the organism in Eukaryota, Metazoa, Nematoda, Enoplea, Dioctophymatida, Soboliphymatidae. The record is from the annotation of a GenBank genome assembly.